AUGUUCCCAGGGAACCUGCGCGCCCUGCGCAGCUGCUACAACCAGAGCAAGACAGGCUCUCACAUGCUCCAGGGGAUGUACGGCUGCGACCUGGGGCCCAACGGGCGCCUCCUCCGCGGGUACCAUCAGUUCCCCUACAACGGCGCCGAUUACCUGGCCCUGAACGGGGACCUGCGCUCCUGGACCAGGGCGGACACCGCCGCUCAGAUCUCCUGGCGCAAGUGGGAGGCGCGAGGCGCAGAGCAGGAGAGGAACCACCUGGAGGGCAGGUGCGUGCAGUGGCUGCGCAGACACCUGGAGAUCUGGAAGGAGACGCUGCAGCGCUCAGAUCCCCCAAAGACACAUGUGACCCACCACCCCACCUCUGAGCAUGAGGUCACCCUGAGGUGCUGGACCCUGGGCUUCUACCCUGCAAACAUCACCCUGACCUGGCAGCAAGAUGGGGAGGACCUGACCCAGGACAGAGAGCUGGUGGAGACCAGGCCUGGGGGGAACAGAAACUUCCAAAAUUGGGUGGCUGUGGAGGUACAUUCUGGAGAGGAGCAGAGAUACAUGUGCCAUGUGCAGCAUGAGGGGCUGCUGGAGCCCGAGUCCUGA
Messenger RNA from Talpa occidentalis (Iberian mole), 597 nucleotides. RefSeq names its product class I histocompatibility antigen, Gogo-C*0203 alpha chain-like. NCBI's taxonomy places the organism in Eukaryota, Metazoa, Chordata, Mammalia, Eulipotyphla, Talpidae. Gene Ontology annotation, biological process: antigen processing and presentation of endogenous peptide antigen via MHC class I via ER pathway, TAP-independent; positive regulation of T cell mediated cytotoxicity; antigen processing and presentation of endogenous peptide antigen via MHC class Ib. Gene Ontology annotation, cellular component: external side of plasma membrane. Gene Ontology annotation, molecular function: signaling receptor binding; peptide antigen binding. The record is from RefSeq and is a predicted model, not a curated record.